Molecule: messenger RNA, 12513 nt
Organism: Schistocerca gregaria
Lineage: Eukaryota; Metazoa; Arthropoda; Insecta; Orthoptera; Acrididae
Product: feline leukemia virus subgroup C receptor-related protein 2
Exons: 7
Coding region: 10-1383 (457 amino acids)
Biological process (GO): transmembrane transport; heme export
Cellular component (GO): membrane
Molecular function (GO): heme binding; heme transmembrane transporter activity
Source: RefSeq, a predicted model, not a curated record
CUGCCGGCGAUGGAGGCGCCCGCAGCUACGCCGGCGCUGCCCGACGCGGGGGCGGCGGCGCCGCCCGCCUGCCGGCUGUACGCGCGCCGCUGGCUCAUGCUGGCCAUCUUCGUGCUCUGCUCGCUGUCCAACUCCAUCCAGUGGAUCCAGUACUCCGUCAUCACCAACAUCGUCACCGAGUACUACCGCGUCGACAGCAACGCCGUCAACUGGACCGCGAUGCUGUACGAGGUGCUCUACAUACCGCUCAUCUUCCCCGCCUCGUGGAUUCUCGAGAAAACAGGCCUGCGCGUGUGCCUGCUGGCGGGCAUCUUGGGCACGGCCUUGGGCGCCUGGGUGAAGGUGUUCUCGGUGGGCCGACACCUCUUCUGGGUGGGCUUCGCCGGCCAGAGCAUCGUCGGCGGCUCGCAGAUCUUCAUCCUGAGCCUGCCCGCGCGCAUCGGCGCCGUCUGGUUCGGCCCCGACGAGGUCUCCACCGCCGUCUCCAUCGGCGUCUUCGGCAACCAGCUGGGCGUGGCCCUGGGGUUCCUGCUGCCGCCGCUGAUCGUCAAGUACCACGAGGGCGACAUGGAGGCGAGCGGGAGCGAGUUCGCGCUCAUGUUCUACCUGAUGGCCGGCUUCUGCACCGUGCUGCUCGUCGUCGUGGUUGCGCUGUUCCGGGCGGCGCCGCCCACACCCCCGAGCCCGGCGCAGGCGGCGCAGAAGGAGGCGGCGGCCGACGAGGGCGGCGGCGGGGGCGGCAGCUUCCUGUCCUCGACGUGGCGCCUCGUCACCAACCCCGGUUUCGCGCUGCUGCUCGUCGCCUACGGUAUCAACGUCGGCGACUUCUACGCCAUCUCCACACUGCUCAACCAGGUCGUCCUGCAGUACUUCCCGGGUCGUGAGGUGGACGUGGGCCGGCUGGGUCUGGUGAUGGUACUGGCCGGGAUGGUGGGCAGUGUCUGCUGCGGCGUCGUGCUCGACAAGACGCACAAGUACAAAGAGGUGACGCUGGCCAUCUACUUUAUGUCUCUGGUGGGCCUCGUCAUCUACACCUUCACCCUAAACUGCGGCUACAUCGAAGUCGUCUACUUCACCAUCAUCUUCCUCGGGUUCUUCAUGACGGGCUACCUACCAGUCGGCUUCGAACUGGCGGCAGAGCUGACGUACCCCGAGCCCGAGGGCACCUCCGCCGGCAUGCUCAAUGCGUCGGUGCAGGUAUUCGGCAUCGCCUUCACACUCUUCUACGCGUGGCUGUUCGAGCUGGCGGGCGACAUGUGGGCCAACGGUGCGCUCUGCAUCACGCUGGUGGUUGGCACGGUCAUCACCGCAGUCAUUCGCGCCGACCUGCGCCGCCAGAGUGCACAACGGCAGCACCUGCAGCCAGUGCCGUUGCCUGCCUGAUAGGUGCACCACAGUUGGCAGCCCUGCACCAGCAACCUGGGCUCUGCCUGCAGCACACAGGGGAUUCUCUCACUUGGUAAUGAAGUACUGUGCUCUACCCAGUGAUAUAUAACUAGACUGGAUGUCUAACUGCAGCUGUCUGAACAUUCCAAACAAGUAUACUCGUAUGUGAUUUCUUGCCGAACUACAUUAUGGAGGCCAUGAAAUAUUACUAGAAUGUAAGCAAAAUACCUCCAAUUCUGGUUUGUCGUGAGCCUAUUACAUUGAAUGUUACAGAUUUCUGCAGAAGAAUGAAAUUAAUUGUUUAAAAACUAGAACAAAAGGGUGACAAGUCUUCUGUAUCAUUUAAAAACUUUGGGCUGAUUAGAAAGUUUAUAUGAUUUAUUUCACUUACCCUUUGCUCAUACUUCUCUUACCAUACACACAAACACCAUUAAAUGCAACAGAAAUUGAGGAAUUAAGUAUGAUAUUAUCAAAACACUUAAGAAUGUGUGAUUCGUAAAAUCAAGUGUACUGUACGAUGAAAAUAUUGGUUGACCGAAGUUGAGAUUUUGGUGAAACAUACCACUACUGAUCAUAAUAAUUACAAAUGGACUAAUAAGGUACUCAUUAAGUGCAAACUGAUAUUCAAAUUGCAAGCCCACUUAUUUCUCAAUCCAAAACGUAAUGCAUUGUUAUGUACUCGGUGUCUGAAGAGAUAUAUUGCCUAACAACAUUUUUGUUGCCACUCAGUCUCAUAGACACAAGAAUGUGUUACUCUCGAUGGGACAUUAAAUAUCAAUUCUUACCAGUUUCCUGUGGUAUACUCACAGUAAAAAUACAAACAACAUAAAAUGUCUCUGUAACACUAUUUUCUGCUACCAUUUGCACAGGGUCAGUUUAAGGAAAAAUGAGAAGCCACCGCUUGGCACACCAAGAUGAGAGCAACAUCCAACUGCAAGAUCUAUAUUAUAGUGUGUAUCACAAUUAUUAGUACAACAAAUCGCAGGUGAAACUGUAUGAAGGAGAAGAGGAGGGGAGGGGAAGGGAGGGGGGCGGCACCAUAUAAUAAGUCACUUGUAGUGACUAUCUUACGUAAUGCAAUCCUCAUCUGCUAUCACUGCUUCAGGGUGCAAAUUGGACGUAUACAAUUUAAUCCAAAUUAGUGUCAUUAUGAACAAAUGUUGGCUGUGUUAUGGGAAGGACGUAGAGCAGUUGCUUAUCAUACAGUGGCUGGCUGAACUAUAACCACAAUAUAUCAAGAAAACAUUUGUAACUUGAACCAAAAUACUCACGAUAAAAACAGGAAGCAGUUUAUCUUCAGAUAAUUCUGUAGUCUAUUAAAUAUGCUGGAACUGUAAAGCUUCUAUGCCCUAGUAUAGUUAAUGAUGCUUUCCUCUUUCUCUAUGUAGGACUGAUGAUUGUCAUGACCCAAGAAUGGUUCAAGAAAUGUUAUGCUGCCUUCUGGAGGAGGAUGGAAAGAUACAAUUAGAUAUUGUGCCAAAAAGCUGUGACAUCCACCCAGAAUAUUUGAGAUUCGUUUUUAUGUAUGUAAAUAGUGCACUUGUUACUUGUUGACACCAUUAACUUAUUAUACUGUAUGAUGUUAAUGUCAUUGGCAGGUUGAUGAAAUACAUUUGACUAUGUUAUCACAAUUAUCAACUCUUACUUUUGUCAUAAGCAAGUGAAAAUGUGGUGUGAAGAUCAAAAGCUAUUGUGUGUUAUAAUGUAUCAGUGAAAUGCACAUAAUCAUGUGUCUGAGGUUUAUAUCAUAAUUCACUGCCCUGUUUCUCCUCACUCUUUUCUGUGUCAUUUUCAUUGCAGCAAUAAGUUAUUGUUAAGUUUACUGAAAUAAGUGUUUGAAAUAGGCCAAGACUGCCUCCAUAGGUAUUAGAAUUGUUGCUUAUUGAAAGAUGGCUUAGAGUGUAAUUUUCAGUGAUUGUUCUUUUUAUUUAUGAAACAGUGUGGCGUCUUAUGUUGUUAAAUGAGUAAUUCUUUGUAUUAGUCAGCAGUGUUGUUUUUAAUCCUUUGCAACUAUUUUGCUAAAUCCUUUACAGCUAUUUUGCUACAGUGGUGUCUAAUUGAAGGUCUGAGUCUAGUAUGUGCAAUAUAACAUGUUUCUACAGCAAAAUAUCCACUUCUGGCAUGACACACAGAAAGUAUUGUUUCAAGAUUAAUUUUGAAUCACAGUAUUAGUUGUAAUUUGGCAGUUUUGUAUUCCAUACAGCUUAUAUCCUACAAUACCAGUAGUACUGAUUUGCAAAUGAAUCUGACUGUAAGAGAAUCUCAUUUGUGAUGUUCUCCAAACAUCAGAACAGAUGAUUCAUGAAACAUUAAAUGUCUGCAGCCUUGUCUGUUAGAUCUUUCAGGCUGUACAUGGUUAAUUACCAGUGACAUGUUCAUCUUGAGAAGAGAUUCCUACAAUAAUUUUUCACAAGGCCUAUUGGCUGUAUUUUCCUUGAAGGGCUAAUUAAAAGAUAGAGUUCACAUAAACACCACAUAAAUAUUUUAACAGCUAGUCCUUUUUGUUUCCCAAAUAAUCUAUUGGAAUACUAUACACAUUUAUCUGCCCUCUGAAAUAAAAUCAUGAAUCACAUUAAAAUAAAGUUGUAUCAUUGACCAUCAAAUAAUAUCCUUUUAUAAGAAUGUUCUCUUGCAAAUACCAGCGUAUUUGAGCUAAACAAAAAUGGUGUAAAGGAUCAAAUGUUCAGAUUUGGAAGCUAUUAACUGAAACUGGGAUUCACAGUUUGAAUUUUAUUUUUAAUACAGCACACAUGCUUUCAGGCACUAAUAAGAGUGAGCAUGAAUUACUUACAUUAAAUACAAAGAAUUGUUUCAUUUUUUUUUUUUUUUUUUUUUUUUUUUUAGCUGUCGAACAUUGAUUUCACUAAAAUCUUGUAUUAAAAGAGCGCAAAUAUGAAUAAUUAUUCCUGUAAGCUUGUCAGUUUCGAUCAGUGUGUUCAGUAUUGUACCCCUACAGCAAUUACUGGCCCUUCCUUUUAUACAGUGUAUCCCAGUGCAAACUGAAUUGUUUCCACAAGAAUGAUGUUGUAUAUAAUGCAUUAUGUGGUUUAUUAACGUAUUUUAUCAUAAGUGUACACAUGUCUUUGACAAUAAGAUGUGAUUCUGGUAUGGUCACUUGCUAGAAAGACUCAAGCUUAUAUUUAUAGAAUAGUAAUGCCGUUGUGUCUUAACUAGAGUUGUGCACAUAUAAGAAUAUUGUGCGGCGUUAAACCAUAAGAAUUUGUUUGGACAAUAUAAAACUAUUUUGUAGUACAUUUUCACUAUUUAUUCUUUAUAUGUAUCAGUCCUGGAAGUAAGCCUAUAUCAUAACCAAUGUUAACUAGUGAUGAACAAGUAAUAUAUUUUUAUGGCUAUUAAAUUUGUUUUCAAAUUACAUUAGGCUUGACAUUGUCAGUUUAAAUGUGGUUUUUAUCAUCAUGACACUACAAAGUACUAUAUUAUUCUUUUUUCUCGGUAGUAGUUUUAAGAUCAUCCAGAAAGUGUACAUCUCCAGAACUUUAAACAGAAGCAAAACAUUUGUAUGUGGAAAAAUGUAUUGGAAGAUGAUGGCAACUGUAGACAUAUCUCAACACAUUCAUCUAAAGAAUUGUGACAUUUUUGAUAUUGUGGGAUCAAUAUUUGUAUUUCUGUGUCAUAGACUUCUGCUGACUGCAAUUGGACCCAGGGUAUGCCAUACAAACUUUCCUGUCCCUAUAGGAAACUGUUGACUGUUCCUAAUCUUUUCAGCUACACGAAAAAUACCGAAGUCUAUUUGCGAGCAAGAUGUGAACUACAGGAUUGAUGGAAAACCAUAUCCCAGCAUAAUGUCAGCAGAAAAUUUGUCAUGUGCUGAGUUGUCUUUAAGCAUUACCAUGUCCUACCAAGCAACAUUCAGUGAGUGAUACACGCCCCUUGACCUGCAUCGUAUGCUGCAGUCUCCACUGUUUUUACAGUUUUGGUAUGCAUUCAUUGUUUUGGCUCAGGACAGAAAAUUGAUGAGCUGAACAUUUCACAUUGUGAAUUGUCAUUAAGAGGUGGCCACUUACUCAAUUCAUCAAUGUGGGCAUAUUGAGAAGAUUCUGAAAAUACUUGCUUGGUAGCAAGGUGCCAUGUGCUCAUUCCUGACCUGAAAUCUACAGCUUGCUCCUGACUUCCAGUCUGUAUACUAGAAAUAUCUGAUUAAUUUUGGCCAGCACUAUAUUCUGUCAAUUCCAAAACUCCAACAGAGACCUGCACAUGCAGGUUUUUGAUUUACCCUCCCCCUCAUACAAUAUAAGACCUACCAGCAUUUAUCAUAGUGAGAAACUUACUUUUUUCUGAAAUCUAAUUCAACUGACUUGUUCAUUAUUUAUGGAUAAUGUAUACACUGUUUUUUUUCCUUUUUCUUAGAAACACAAACUGUAUGGCCUAAAUCCCUUCAACAUAAUGCGCAUUACAUACAAAACCUUUUCAAAUAUACUAUCUUACCAUUUACUUCUUUGUCCAAAUUUUUAUCAAAAACUAUUGAACUAAUUUUACUGUCUGGUAGACGAUUGCUAUCUCUGCCACUGAUUCAUUUACAGAAUGUAUGUGCAACACAACGGGGACCAUAACAACAUUUCAGUCACCCUUGUUCUGACCAAAGAUUACCAUUUCUUCAAUUGUUGGUUAUGGAACACAAGCAAAGUAUAUUUGCUUCACACACUAUCUACUAUAUGGAAUAUAAUGGAGAAAAUGCAGCUCCUAAUAGACUACCUGUGAAUUUUUUCACGGCUAUAAUGCAUACCAAUACUAUCCAAGUAUUAUUUCUUUGUGUCUGAGACUUUGACUUGUAAAUUGGCAGAAGUCACCAAAUUUCAACAAAAUAGUAUAUAUGCUCUAUCAAGCACCAACCAUUGCUAUUAUACAAUACUUCAGUACUGUUGCAACCAUAAUACCAAACUCUGUGUUCCAAAAUUUGUAUUUUUAAGAACUACUGUUUCACAAAGACAUAGGUGGAGAGAGAGAGAGAGAGAGAGAGAGAGAGAGAGAGAGAGAGAGAGAGAGAGCGGGAGGGGGGGGGGGGGAUACAGAAGUAGAAGUUGACAGUGGUAACAGCCAAAUUCUAUGCAUUUUUAUUCUGACCCCCUCAUUUAUACUCCAUUUGUAAACUUUUUAUUUCUACUCACAGAUUGUAUUCAGAUUUGGUGUUAUCAGUUACGCCCUUCUACCAACUUCAACAUACUAUUUAUUUUCCAACAUUAUGAGUUUGUACUGUUGCAAUGUACUGUCAGCAUUUCCCCACAUUUUUCCAAGCACAAUGGGAGUCAUGUUUUCCUCUAAUGUUGCAAUUUAUUCCCUUUGACUCUUUCAAUAGUUUCAGUAAAUGUUAUGAGUUCUUUUCAAUGUUUUUUAAGCUGCUUCAAUAUAAAACUAUGAAGAAGAUAACUACGUUACUCCAUUGGGAUAGCAGUCAAAUGUAACUAUUUUUUCAUCAACACAGUAUUCUUUCUGCAGAAAAUGUUUCUAGAAUGAGAGUUUUUAGAUGGCACUAACUACUUUUCUUUUUUUUCAAAAAAAUGUUCUUUGCAUACAAAAUGCAUUAUUAGGAGUAGGAUUGUGCUUGGUUUUCUCCACAUUUUUCUUGUCAUGAAAUGUAUGAUUAUGUACAUAACCUUGUACAGAUUCAUACCCAUAGCUUAUUUAAUCCAUAUUGUUGACCCCCCUAUGGAAAGGAAAUGGGAAUGAUUAGAAAUUAGUGAAAAAAUUUUUAAAACUUCUUUGACUGUUGGUGAACUGGUGUGUUGGUAUCCUGUGAUAUGUUGACAAUAUAAAUACAUUACCAUUAUUUUGUGAAAUUUUUGAAAAAUGGGUGUAGAAUAUGUAAUGUAAUUAUUGUAUGUACUGUGUUUGAUUAGAAUACAGUGCUGUAAAAGAGUGACUAUGCAAAGCCUAGAUAAGGUAUACAUAAGACAAGGCUAGUGCCUUAGAAAUUGUUUGAUGGCUAAGAACAUCUGGGACAUAAAAAUUGAAAGGUAAUGUGAGGAUAAUAAAGAAUUCCACUGAAAUCUACAAAAUCUUAAAAAAGUUUGUGACAAAACCUCUGACCAGGCUAUUUGCCUGACUGCUUGGAGAGUCCACUCUUUUUCUGGAUCAGCUCUAGGAGGGAAGGGUCACCCGUCACUCAGGCCACCUUUUACUCUCGAGAAAGACUCCAGUAUUUGAUAGCAGGGUGAAUGGACAGGGGGGUCAUCCUAGAGGAAAUGGAAUGAGGAAAGGUCCUCAUCCCUAUCCAGGAUUGAGCCUAGUACUCUACCCUUUAGAUAACAACAGCCACAUACAAAAUCAUAUGCCAACAACAUAUUCUAGGUACUUAUAGCAAAUUUAAGAAAUUAACACUAUGAAAAAAUAAAUUUAAAAAAUACAAUAACCAUGGCGUACCCCCUUGUUAAAUAAUUAAUGCAGAAUUUCACAGUCUCCUUUGGAUCACCAUAAAUCUGAAAGAGCUAACACACACACACACACACACACACACACACACACACACACACACACACACACACACACACACAGCAUAAAAUAUUAAAAAAUCAAUGUAAUAUCUCAUUAGAAACGUGUGAAAAUAAUAAAUGAAACAAUCAUUUCAGAUUCACUCAGUUGAAAAGUAAGUGUCUACUGGAACGAGAAUGAAAAGGGGGUAAAAAAAUUUAUGUUAGAUUUAACACAUAAAAAAAAUUAGAUGAUGUAUCUACAUAAAAAAUCUUACAUGUGUUAUUUUAAUUUAUGAAACACUUUAAACCUGAAGUUUAAGGAAAUGAGAAUGUCUAUUUUCUCUUCGUCAUCACUAACCUUUGAUUUGGCACUAUGUAAGUCUUACAGAUUUUAAAACUGUAUCAUUUGUUGACACCCAAUUCUUGUAAAUAAAUAUGGUAAUUAUACCGUAAUUUAUUGGAAAAUAUCUGUAAGGUGGAUUAUGCUUAACAAAGACAAUAAAAGCAUCCUAGAUGAAAAAUACUGAUAGUUAAGUAGUAAGAUAUAGUAAUGUGCCAGUAUAUGUUUGGACAAAGUAUCACUUGUUAGCUGAAUCCUUUUGGGUCCCAUCACAAUUAUCAUAGUCUAAUAGAAUAUAGAAAUAAACGUAAUAAUGUAAUAUAAUAGCGUUUUCCAGACAAUAUUCAACACUUUACCCUUCUGUACAUUAGAAAUGUGUACCUAUCAUUUUCUCUGAAAAUGCGUAAUACUUUUAAGUACUUGCACAGGUAAACAGAAAUUAAAAUUGUAGACCUUCGCAUUCAAAACAGUUUCCAGAGGCUUAGUUGCUUCUUGACAUGAACAGCAGUUCCAAAACCCAAAUGUCAAGUGCUUAUAUUGCUAAACACAUCCAUAGCUUAGAAACAAACUGUUAACACAUUAAUCUUCAUCCUAAACACAGUACUGAUAUUAUUUUUUGUGAUGCGACCUUUGUUGUUUAGCUGUAGUAUCAAUAUGACAGUACUAGAUUUUAGUUUUUAAAACAAGGCACCAUUUAACUAAAUUCAUAUUCUUCCUUACAGUUUUGUCUUGUUGAUGAUGGUGUAUUCUAAUUAUCUGUUUAUUAUUUUAUACUGAAUGUUAAAUAGCUGAAUACAUUUAGUGGUUUUCGUGUGCUACCCCUAUAUAGUGUUGCUAUAUUGUUAUUUGAGGAAAUUCUGACUCUGCUCCUGUAUUCAAAUAAUGCAAAUAUGAGGGAAAUUACUUUCUAUUCUUUCAUUCACAGCAUGGAGCUCUUAGGCCAUAGUUUCACUGUACCUCAAAACUCUGAGAAACUGGAAGAGAAAUCUGAAAUAGGUUUAUGAAUCCUUAAAAACAAAUAAUUAGGAAUGAGAGGUUGUGCUGUGCUGUGCCCCCCCCCCCCCCCCCCCCCCCCCCCCUCUCUCUCUCUCUCUCUCUCUCUCUCUUUGCAAUUAUUUUUCCAGUAUAUUCUUUCUUUUAGUUUGAAGCAACUAUCUGUACUUGUUGAUAUGUAAUAACUGAAUACACAUUUUUAUAAUACCUACAUGUGACAAACCUAGACUAGAUGCUGUUUGCACGUUUUCUUGAAAAGUAUAUGUUAAAAAAGUUAAGGUUUUGUGAGACAUAAGCCGUAUGAAAGUGUAUGUGAGGUGCCACUGCACAUUGUUUAUCUAAUCAAAUUACUCUCUUUUUCUUCUUUCUCUUUCUACAAAUUGGCUUAAGAAUUCAUUUAAACAAUCACUGCCAUGCCAGUGAUCAUGUAAUAUUAAAUUCAUAAAGAUAUUUUUUUUUUACUUUUCAUUUGGCAGUACUUAACUUUGCCUUUUUUACUCAGAAAGAGGAGCUGUUGAAGGUGAUGAUUAACAUAGUGAACUAUUUCUUCGCUCUACUAAUUUCAAAAAUAACAUAUUAUGAAAUAUGCAACUAUUCACUCUUUUCUGAUAAUAGAGUCCAUUUCCAUUCCAGAGGCCUCAGAUAUUUAGAACCUCUAUAAUCCUCCCUAGUAACAUUAUAUGUGUAAUAUUUUCUAAUGUGUUAAUUGCAUAAAUUGUGUUUAUUUACAAGAGCAUCACUAAUUAAGUGAUGCUUUUACACAUCAUUACAUUCUCAUUCCACAGAGAUAUGGGUGCUUCUUUUUUUGGCCUCCACAGUAUCUUCAUCUGGGAGAGACAUGUCACUUAGAAGAAAGUGAGUUGGUUUCCAAAUUAUAGACAGUUGAUAUUUCAGGCAUAUUCUUGUGCCUGAGAAUAAUGUCAGGUGCAUUUUGUUGUUAAUAAAGGUCAUGAACUCUGUCUUACUAAUUUAGAUUCAUUAUUAUUUGUACAUACAUAUUAAGGUAAUGUGCACAAGUCCAUCUUCUGGCACAAUAUUGUCUAGGUCGUAUGUGGUUGAUUGACUCAUGAUUAAAUUUCUUGAAGCAUGAAGAAACCAAUGCAGGUUUCACAGACUGGAAAUUUUGUUGACCUGUAUCCCUCACAUCUGAAAGUUUUCUUAUAGCAUAGGCACUUACUGACAGUGUGGGACUUUUGAGUAACAUGACAGUCUUUAGAAGUCUGGAAGUGCCUCCCUAGGUAAAAUGAACCCAAGUAUCCAUACACAUGAUGUCUCUUUGUAUGGCUUAUGCAGAUGAGUUCCCUUGUUCCCUAAUCAAUUUCACACAAUUUCAAAUGUCACAGUAACACUUUCAAUGGGCUUUAGUGUUACUUAUCUUGUUUUGUGAACAAAAAGAGGCCACAUAUUUUCUCCCAUUACCAUGUCAGUAUCCCUCUCCCUUUGCCCCCUUCCAGUAUCCACACUCACACACGUCCUCACACCACCCAUUUCACCUGCCAUGUGACUUUCUCUCUCUCUCUCCCCUUCCCUCCCUCCCUCCCUCCCUGCCUACCUCUCCCCCCCUCUCUCUCUCUCCCAUUAGCUUAGGGAACAGUGCACCAAUAUUAGAGCAAAUAAGAUGACAGUGUACCUAUGUAUCUGAUACUUGUAUUACAAAUGCUGCAGUGUUUCUGUGUAUAGUCAAUGUACAAUUUUAAUGUUUGUCUCAAAUUUUAUUCUAAUCAUUUCUCAGGACAAGGUCACAAAUCAUGAAAUAUUACUUUUUUUCUGUUCUACAAGGAACAGUCAAAUGAAAACAGAACACCCACCGCAACAGCACCAUGCAAAGGUUCCAAUCAAAGUAAUCACCAUACAUGUUAAGACAUUUAUCUCACUGGAAUACGAGAUGAUCAUUUCCUGUUUUGUAGAGCAUAGUUAGCCACUGACAGAUCCUCAGCCACACCCAGUCUUGCACUUCCUCAUCUGACUGAAACCAACACUCAUGCAUGUCUUUCUUCAGAUUGCCACAGACAUGAAAAUCACACAGUGAAAAUUCCAGGCUGCAUGGAGAAUGUUGCAGUGUUUCCCAACCAAAUUAGCCAAUUGGCAGUGUGGGGGCAGUUAUUAUCAUGCAACAGGACGAUUCCAUCCGAUAGCUUGAGGGACUGAUGGCCCUGUGGUUUUUACUCCCCAAACCAACCAACCAUCUUACAGCAUUGCUCACCAUUUUAUCUUUAUGGCAUGUCACAGUUUCUGCAAAGUAUCUUCACACCACUGCACACUGAUUGCAGUUCCAUGCUCAAGGAACUUGACAAGCAGAGGGGCCCCAAUAGUUGAAGAAGAAAGUCAUUAUGAUUUUACCAGAAGUUGGGUGAACAGCUUUGGAUUUCUUCGGCAAGGGAGAGGUGGGAUGUUUCCACUGUUGGCUUUGCCAUCUGCCAUUGUGCUAUUGGAAUGCUGUUGGAGGGGAGCAUCCUGUUGUAUUAUGAUGCACACUGCCAGUAAGAUGAAGACUACCCAUCAGAAAUUUGUUCGGGAAACAAUGAAACAUCCUCUGUACAGGCUGGCUCUUUCACUGUGUGAUUUUAAAUCUGAAGAAAAUCAUGUGUGGAAGUCAGUUUCAGUCAGAUGAGGAAUGUAAAAGGGGGUGCAGUAGUGGAUCUGUCAGGAACCAACCACAUUCUACAAAACAGGAACUGAUCAUCUCAUCUCCCAAUGGGAUAAGUGUCUAAAUGCAUGUGGUAAUUUUGAAUGGAACCAUUCCAUGCUCCCAUUGUGGCAGAUGUUCGUUUUUCAUUUCAGUGCCUCUUACAUUUGAAACAGACCACAUAGGCCACAACUUUACCAUUUUUUUCUGCCACACAGACUCAGUUACAUCCAAUGCAACUAGACAUGAAUUAAUUACAAUUUAUACUUGUGUGUUGUACCAAAACAUAGUUCUGACACCUUGUAAGUCUAAUAAAAACUUGGUGCCUGAGUCACUGGCGAUGUUACAAAUUUGCUACCAGGAGAAUGACAAUAAUAAAACAGUAACUCGUGUAAUAAAAAGCUGUGUUGACUCCCUUCAUUUGUAAACUACUAUAAGGAACUGAAACAACUGUACAAAUAUUUUCUUGCAAGCUAGAAAUACUCUUUAGCUAUCUUAAUAGUUAGAGUAUCAUUCUAUUUUAUGAACUCCCUUAAGUGUGACAGUAGUGCCAAAGUAUCAUGGAAAGGCAGGGUAACACAUAAGCAUUCACUAUUGUGACAAUAAUAUUAAGAAUUUAUUCCUGCUAAUGUGCAGCUGUUUGGAAGUCUUUCAAUAUUACAUUAAAUGUUGUUACUUUCAACAGUAUUAUGAUAAUCAAUGUAAAAGUACAAAUAAUAAUAAAAAUACAAUUGCUGCAA